This is a messenger RNA of Ilex paraguariensis (yerba mate), 648 nucleotides long. The record is from the annotation of a GenBank genome assembly. NCBI's taxonomy places the organism in Eukaryota, Viridiplantae, Streptophyta, Magnoliopsida, Aquifoliales, Aquifoliaceae.
AUGGAUAAACUUCCACUUGUUAAGUCUUUGGUUGAAAAUUUGGCUGACAACCUUGAUGUUCCUGUGUCAUGGAAAAUCCGAGUAUUUGCAAGAUACAAUAAAUUAUGCCCAAAUGUUGGAAGAUGCUGGUUGUUGUCUUUUGGCAGUGCAUGGCCGAACAAAGAGAUGAAAAAGAUGGGAAGAAAUUCCGGGCCAACUAGAAUAUCAUCAAGGCUGUUAAAAAUGCUGUCAGAAUCCCGAUCCUCGCUAACGGAAAUAUUCAGCACAGGGUUGGAACAGACUAGUGCUGAUGGAAUACUUUCAGCAGAAUCUCUUCUUGAGAAUCCAGCUCUCUUUGCUGGAUUUCGGACUGCUGAAUGGGAAGACGGGAAACUAGACCAGGCUGACUUAUUGGUGGAGCAUUUGAACCUUUGUGAGAAAUAUCCUGUGCCAUGGAGAAUUAUCCGAGGUCAUGUGCACAAGUUGUUGGGAGAGUGGUUUAGGAUAAAUCCACAUGUAAGAGACAAUCUCAAUGCACAAUCUAAACUUACGUUUGAAUUUCUCUAUGAUAUGGUUGGUGAACUUGGGGAGCUUGGUGUGAGGAUACCCCCUCUGAAUGUGAAGGGCUCCCAUGUGGAGAGAGUAUCUGCAAAUGGAAUUGCGGCUUAA